UUGGGUUCUGGAGGAAGGGCAAAUCUGGUAGAAAAACAUAGAAUUUUAAUUUUUUAAUCAAAUCAACAACAACUAGAAUUUCUAAGUGCAAUAGUUUAACAACAUUGGGAAAUCUAUUUUUCAAUGGAUUCUCUGUUAGUCAUCGACGGAAGUGUUCUUGAAGGUGGGGGACAAAUAUUGCGAAACGCCCUAAGCCUUAGUUGCAUCCUAAGAAGACCCAUUAAGGUGCAUAAAAUUCGAGCCGGCCGCCCGAAACCUGGAUUAGCAGCCCAACAUCUCUUUGGCCUUAAUCUUUUGCAGCAAAUAACAAACGGAAGAGUGACAGGCAAUGCAAUUGGAUCAACGUCGAUCGAGUUCCAUCCAGGCGAGAUACAAUCUGGCAAGUAUUAUGCAGACACAAAAACUGCGGCCAGUAUUUCUCUCUUGAUGCAAGUCGCUCUACCCGUUCUCAUGUUUGGAAAGAAUGUAUCAGAACUGGAACUUAAAGGUGGCACCAAUGCAGCGAUGGCUCCACCGGUGGACUUUAUGACAGAAAUAUUUAGGCCAAAUCUGGAAAAAUUCGGAACCACUUUUGACUUGGACCUCUUGCGCAGGGGAUACUUCCCCAAAGGUGGUGGACACUGCCGGGUAACAGUAUAUCCUGCUAAACAGCUUAAUCCAAUUGAAAUAAUUAAUUUUGGGGAAAUUGCUGAAGUAUUUGGUUGGAGCUACGUUGCAGGCGUACUUCCCCUGAAUAUAGCACAAGAGAUGGAAAAAGGAGCCGUAGACGUGCUUGAGAAAUGUGGAACUAAGAAAAUCAAUAUUGAGGUAUAUAAGGAAAGCCAGCAAAUGAGUAGAGAUCCAGGAUCUGGAAUAAUUCUGGGUGCAUCGACAAGUUCCGGUUGUGUAUUGGGAUCUUCGGCUUUGGGAGAUCCGAAAACAAAACCUUAUCAGAAAGCAGCUAGUGCUGCAAAUGAAUUGUUGUCUGCUAUUUGUAACAGAGAAUGCAUAGAUCAACAUGUCCAGGAUCAAUUGAUUAUUUAUAUGGCCCUUGCAAAUGGUACGAGUACAAUACAAACCGGGAAACUGACCACCCACACUUUGACUGCCAUACACGUAGCUGAGUUGAUGACUGGUGUUAAGUUCGAAACAACAGAAGACCCGCGCAGUGGAGUUUCGGUAGUAAAAUGCAAAGGCAUUGGAAUUAUUAAUAAUUCAAUGCCAAAUUCGGACAAAUAAUACAGCAAUUGGAAUGCAAAUUGGAAGACACACAAAUCAGAAUAUAAAUAUGCUUGUAACUCUUUCAAUAUUUUAUUUAUAUUUUAAUACUUAUUAAAUAUAUGACUGAUAUUAUUGUUAAUGGAAGUAAAGGUUAAUUUUAUAUAGGUACUAUAUAUAUACUAUAUAUA
Messenger RNA from Eupeodes corollae, 1388 nucleotides. RefSeq names its product RNA 3'-terminal phosphate cyclase (gene Rtca). Gene Ontology annotation, biological process: RNA processing. Gene Ontology annotation, molecular function: RNA-3'-phosphate cyclase activity. The record is from RefSeq and is a predicted model, not a curated record. Lineage: Eukaryota; Metazoa; Arthropoda; Insecta; Diptera; Syrphidae. The coding region runs from base 124 to 1218 and encodes 364 amino acids. The transcript has a single exon. Gene Ontology annotation, cellular component: nucleus.